AUGGUCCGAGUUUCCAAGAUACUCCUGGGAAUUGCUACCAUGGUCAUGGCCAGCGCCGUACCCACCAACCUCGCCGACCAAGUGCCCGCAUUCGAAGUCCCCAACUUCGACUACCAAACGCUUUCGACCGGAAACACGCCCAACGACGUACUCACCGCACUCAAGAAGGACGGCAUCAUCAGCUUCACCAACGUACCGUCCUAUGCUCAAGUGCGUCGCUCCUACCUCGACUCGGCCGCUGCCUGUGCCGUGUCCGCGCAAGAGGCCAACGCUGAGUUCCUGCUGUCCAAGACGCUCACGGACGGUACGAAUCGCUACACCAUCAGUACGCCGUCCGGACAGGAUGCCAACGCCACUGCCACCACGACAGACGCCGCGUGUCCGGGUUACAAGACCAUCUACGAUGAGUUCUCUUCACUGCUGGAAUUGGUUGUGCUGAAUGUUGCCACGACGCUCGAUGCCACCAGCUUCACCACGAAGGACGGCUACGGCCAGACCGUCUCGAGUCGCAAGCUCAUGACGGAUGCCGUGCGUCUAGACCAUUUCCACGCGUACGAGACACCGUCUCUGCAUGAGCGUAGACUCAUGAGCGCGGACUCCGGCACCAAGGUGUCGACGUCUUCCAAGGACGAAUUCCCGCUCGAGUUGCACGAGGACGACGGCAUGUUUAUCGUGUUCGCCACGCCCGCCUUCUACAAGGUGAACACCAACGCCGCCAACGGUGCGCUCGAGUCUGUUUCGGCCGGCGGUUCGGACGACUCGGAGUCGGGUCUCAUCAUCCAGCGCCGCGAUGGUCAGCGCGUGCGUCCAAUUCUCAAACCCGACCAAGUGACACUCAUGGUGGGCACGGGUUACAACCGCUGGGUGGGCACGUCGGAGCAGCUCCCGGCCGUGAUGCACGGUAUGCGUAUGCCCGAGGUGAAGACGACGGAGACGCAGCGUUUGCUGCGCGCAUGGUUCGGCAAGAUGACGCUACUGCCGUCGUACCAGCGCAUGCUGAAGCAAAUGGACUUCGGCGUGCACGCGAACACGACGGCGCAGUACGUGCAGCAGGGGUAUCAGUCGGACCACCAGUUGCUGGGCUGCGCUCCUGGUCGCCACCUGCUCGCAUCUGCUGACUCUGAGUGCAGCUUCAACGCUUGUACAGUCAAGUCGGGUGCCACAGCACCAUCCGAGGGAUGCUCGGUAGUGUGCAAUCGCAAUCAUGCUACCGAUGCUGCUGACUGCUCUAAGAGUUGUUCAUGCACAGUGAGCACGCACAGCGCCACUACAUGCUGGAUGCUCUGCGUGUUGGAUCUGGAUUCGUGCAGCCUCGACCAGCAGUCGUGCUCUGGUCAGGCCAAGGUGUGUGACUCGUCUUCGGUCCCAGCUCCUGCACCUGCACCUGCACCUGCACCAGCUCCGGCACCAGCUCCGGCACCAGCUCCGGCGCCUGCACCGGCUCCAGAACCGGCGCCUGCUCCACCAGCCCCCACGUCUGCCCCGACUCCGACAACUACGUCUCCGUCUUUGCCUUCGACCCCCACAACACCGCCGUCAGACACAUCGACGCCCUCGCCCCCCUCGACGACCCCAUCCACUCCAUCAUCGGACGACACCACCCAAACUGGAGCUAGCGAGGAGCGCGACGCGUCCUCUGGUGCGACGACAACAGCCCCCGUUUCAGCGACUGGGUCCUCUUCGUCAAGCACACCUGCGCCCACGACACCUGCGCCCGCCAGUGAGCACGGCGUUUGCUAG
Messenger RNA from Phytophthora infestans T30-4, 1740 nucleotides. RefSeq names its product carbohydrate-binding protein, putative. The coding region runs from base 1 to 1740 and encodes 579 amino acids. The record is from RefSeq and is a predicted model, not a curated record. NCBI's taxonomy places the organism in Eukaryota, Oomycota, Peronosporomycetes, Peronosporales, Peronosporaceae. The transcript has a single exon.